CUUCCGCCAGUGGUCUCCGGUCCGCCAUGCGCCUGCGCUAAGCUGCUUCCUCCCAUCCCCCUCUGCGGCGCCCCUCACCCCGGCGAGGUGACUGAGCGGGACGUGCUCCGGCAGCGAUGGAGAUGCCAGAUAUUGUGAGGCAAAAUAAAAUUGCGGAACUGAAGAACUUCCUCUGUUCUUCUAAGUUACAAAAUAAUCCUACUUCAGCAAGUCCUGUUUUUGAAUCAAAUGGUAAUCAGCCUGUCUACCCAAACUCCCUUCUUCCAGUGAAGUCAAUCCAACACAGACCAGAGAUGGUCAGCAGUCAGCCUCUCACCAUAGUAGAUAACGGCAAAAAGAAAAAGAAAAAAAGGAGGACCAGAGCCACAGACCAUCUCCCAGGGAAGUUUGAAGACUUGUACAAGCUGACUGCUGAGCUCCUUGGUGAGGGAGCAUAUGCCAAGGUUCAAGGUGCUGUUAGUCUGCAAAAUGGGCAAGAAUAUGCAGUAAAAAUAAUUGAGAAAAAUACCGGACACAGUCGGAGUCGUGUUUUUCGUGAAGUAGAAACAUUGUAUCAAUGUCAGGGUAACAAGAACAUUUUGGAGUUAAUAGAAUUUUUUGAAGAUGACACAAGGUAUUACCUUGUCUUUGAGAAAUUGCGAGGAGGUUCGAUCCUAGCCCACAUACAAAAGCGAAAGCACUUUAAUGAACGGGAAGCCAGCAGGGUGGUAAGAGACAUUGCGUCUGCUCUGGAUUUUCUGCAUACAAAAGGUAUUGCACAUAGGGAUCUGAAGCCUGAAAACAUAUUGUGUGAAUCUCCAGAAAAGGUGUCACCAGUGAAAAUAUGUGAUUUUGACCUUGGUAGUGGAGUGAAACUGAACAGUGCAUGUACUCCAAUAACUACUCCUGAAUUAACUACUCCAUGUGGUUCCGCGGAAUACAUGGCACCAGAGGUGGUCGAAGUCUUCACAGAGGAGGCCACAUUCUACGACAAGCGCUGUGAUCUGUGGAGUCUGGGUGUGAUUUUGUAUAUCAUGCUCAGUGGCUAUCCCCCUUUUGUGGGGAACUGUGGCACAGACUGCGGCUGGGACAGGGGAGAAGUCUGCAGAGUCUGUCAGAAUAAGCUCUUUGAGAGUAUCCAGGAAGGCAAGUAUGAGUUUCCGGACAAGGACUGGUCUCAUAUAUCCAAUGAUGCCAAAGAUCUCAUCUCAAAGUUGCUAGUUCGUGAUGCCAAAGCAAGACUUGGUGCUGCUCAGGUUCUCCAGCAUGUAUGGCUGCAAGGGCAGGCUCCUGAAAGGGGAUUACCCACGCCACAAGUUCUUCAAAGAAGGAACAGCAGCACGAAAGACCUGACGCUUUUUGCAGCAGAGGCCAUUGCCCUUAACCGUCAGCUGUCGCAGCAUGAGAAUGAGCUGGAUGAAGAGCAAGAGAACAUUGCUCAGGCCAUUUGUUCCAUGAAGCUUUCUCCCCCAUCCAAAUCCCGCUUAGCCAAACGCAGAGCGAUGACCCAAGCCACCAAAAAUGGUGACUUCCAACCAGUCGCUCAUGCAGCCCUUUGACAUGCGGACCCUGCUGUAGGUUCUAAUGGGAUUGGUCAGCUUUACUUCAUGUAUUUUAAAGUCUAAUAGACAUCAAGGUUUAAUGACUUAGUAGGAAGCUCAUUUAUAAGGGACUUGUACCUUUAAAUGGAUGCAUUUUGUAGGAAUGUUUUUGCUUGACUGAUUUGGUUGAUUAAGGCAAUUUAAUUGAAAUUCUUUUUAAACUAAAGAAAGCAAGGUUGCUGCUUUGUUACCAGAGAUGAUAAACCAGUAAGCUUUCCUUGUUUUCUCUUAAAAGAGCACACUUUAAAAUGUAGACUUGAGGACAUUUGGAAAAGUUCUUCUCUUGCUUUGCAUGUCCGAGCACAAAGGCUUUCUAACCGCAACUCAACCACCCUUGGGUAGGAAACCAUGGUGCUGCUCCUUUCAUCAGCUGGAGCUGCUGCUAAUGACCUACUCCGUACCUUUCUUUUAACCCACCAAAAGGCCGUGAGUGCCCCUUGUCCUUCGCACCUACUGACUCAGGAAGUGCAGAGGAUGCUUAAGGCUGGACCCUGCAAUUUGAUGAGCACUCUCCACUCCCAUUGGCUUCAGUUGGAGUUAAGCGCAUCCUGCAAGAUGCUGAGGAUGCUCCAGCAUGUCACCGGCUCAGGGCCUUGGAAAUGAACACAAAUGCCGGGGAGUAGAUUUUCAUCUUUUGAGGAGGGGGUGUAGGCAAGCAUGUGGACCCAGAACAUUGUUUUAUUUCUUGCCAGUUACAUUCUUAAAUCUGAAUCUGAUACAGUAGUCUUCGCAGAGAAACUUUAAACAAAUGUAUGUUACACUAAGGAUAAUGAUGUAGGGAAUCUAUACCUCAUGAGGAGCAUGUCCCUAAUUACUUUUUCCUGUGUUAUCCUGACUGUAUUUCUUGAUGUAGGAGGGUGAAUGCACAGGUUCCAAUCAAGUAUUAUUUUGGUGAGAAAUCUGAGCUUUUCCAGCUAGUGGGAAGAUACAGUGUGUGAUGGGGGAGGGGGCAUGGUCAGGCACUAGCAGCAGUCAAACCAGGUGGGUGAAGUUUAAAUCAGAAUGGUUUUGUUACAUUAUGCAUACUGAGCCAAGGUAGUUCAAGAGCUAUCAUGGAAGUGCAUUGGCCCAAAUUUUCAAAAGUCACUAGCAAUUUCAAGUAUUCAACUUGAGGUACCUUAACCGCACUUAAUUUUCAGAAAGCGCUCAGCACCCACACUGCGAAAGUUGGCCGCUUUAAGUUGUCUCAGGCUGGGCACCCAAAAGUGCUAGUCAUUUUUGAAAAUUUACACUAAUGUGUCGUGGCAGGUGAAAAAUAUGCCUUCAAAUUUCUGAAUUAAUCAUCCCAAACAGCUAGAGAAUGAACACUGGAAACCAAUCCAGCAAACCAGUGGAAAUGGAGAAAUCUGAACUAUAGCAGAUUUCAUCACCCAGUCUGUCAGAGUUUCACAUUUGCCUUUUGAGAAGUAAGUGUGUGUGUAUUUUUAUAUAUAAAUAUUUUUAUACAACAUGCUGUAUUGGUGACUAAUAAGAAAAUGUUAUACUUUAUUUAAACUAUUUUAUAUAUUGUGCCAGUGGUAAAGAUUAUGAAUUGUACUUAACCUUGUUUUUUAAAAUAUGUUAAGUUAUAGAUUUAAUACAUUCCAUACUUGACUAUGUAUUUUUGGUCUGAUUUUGGAGACUGAAAACUCAGGAAGCAAUUUGCUUACCCCUCUCUGUGACACUCUUGUUAACUUAUGUACUGAAAAUUAAACUGAAUUUACCUUC
Molecule: messenger RNA, 3287 nt
Organism: Emys orbicularis (European pond turtle)
Lineage: Eukaryota; Metazoa; Chordata; Testudines; Emydidae
Gene: MKNK1
Product: MAPK interacting serine/threonine kinase 1
Exons: 14
Coding region: 117-1538 (473 amino acids)
Biological process (GO): intracellular signal transduction; protein autophosphorylation; peptidyl-serine phosphorylation
Cellular component (GO): nucleus; cytoplasm
Molecular function (GO): calcium-dependent protein serine/threonine kinase activity; calmodulin binding; calcium/calmodulin-dependent protein kinase activity
Source: RefSeq, a predicted model, not a curated record